Molecule: messenger RNA, 2378 nt
Organism: Sinocyclocheilus anshuiensis
Lineage: Eukaryota; Metazoa; Chordata; Actinopteri; Cypriniformes; Cyprinidae
Gene: fbxw8
Product: F-box and WD repeat domain containing 8
Exons: 11
Coding region: 157-2049 (630 amino acids)
Molecular function (GO): protein binding
Source: RefSeq, a predicted model, not a curated record
AGCGCCACGCGGAACAAUUCCGCGUGAACACGAUGUCCCAGCCGAGGCCAUUUCGCGGUUGGAUCGCUGUUUGUUUUGAUGCCAGCAGCGGGGUUCCACAAGACUUUCGUGUGAAAAUAACGUUUAUAAAAAUGAAUGCAAACGCAACGUGAUUAAAUGGGAAUGGAAGAGGACGAGCUUUCGACCUUCAGAGAGCGAUGGAAACAGGAGUUAAAGAAAAAUACCAAGACAUCGUGUAAAGACAAAGAGAGAUAUUUUGGGCAUCCCAGCAAAGACAGCUCAUCUCUUCACCAGAGCGCGAGCUUUUGGGAGAAACAGAGCAAUGCGUCCGAGCAAAGUCAGCCCACGCCAAAAGACCAGCCGCAGUACGUGUCGAUCGCCGAGGGUUUGUUGGACGGCAGAAGCAGCCCACUGCUGGACAGAAUCGAGCAGGAGCGAACGCGUAGGAAACGCGCUCCCUGGAGCGAGGCGCUCAACACAGACGCGCCCCCCAAAAAAGGCAACAAGUGCCAGAAACUACUCGAGCAGUUCCUUCAGGACCUGAAUGAGAUGAAUGACAUCCCAUUCUUUGAUGUGGAGUUGCCUUAUGAACUGGCGCUCAAGAUUUUCCACUUCCUGGGCAGAACGGAUCUAGGACGAUGUGCUCAGGUGUCUAAAUCCUGGAAGGUGCUGGCUGAGGAUGAGGUCCUGUGGCAUAGAUUGUGCCUGAAGGAAGGUUAUCACAAUGGGGCAAGUAUCUCUGACUCCCCCUGCUGGAAGAGCACACUCAGAGACUGCCGCAACACUGAGAAUGUGGUGAAGUCAAACUGGAAGAAUCGUGUUGGGUCCAUUCGUCAUCUGCAGUAUGAGCUGGGAAAGGUGUUGUGUGACGUCAGUUCCUUUGCUGGUCUUGUAAUUGCUGGCUACACCUCUGGUGAUGUCCGCCUGUGGGACACGCUACACUGGGACAAAGCUUACCUGCACCCCACACAUUCCAUCAGAGAUGAAACCUCUGCACCUUAUGUUAGUCACGUACGCGUCAAUAAGACCGUAGCCACAGCCGCUUAUGAGAAUGGCUGUGUAGAUGUGUGGAGCACUGAAACAGGUCUUGAGCCCAUUCAUCAGUACCAGCACCUCCAGAGGGUUCAUGCUCUGGAUCUAAGUCCCGACAGUCCGGCUUUGGCCUCUGCAUCAGGACCAAAUGUGCGGGUGGACUCCCCAGAUGAGCAGAGCUACUGGAGAUCACAAUAUCUCGUUCAGUUACCAAAGCCUGUAGAUGGGGUAUUGGUGGUGCCAGGGAGGCGGGACGUCCCUUUGGUCACAGUGUGGGCAGGUGAGAGUGUUUACCUGCUGGAUUCCAGAUGGAAUGAAGAAGAGGAACCAAGAGUUCUUCACUCUGUAUACGGCCAUCCAGUGACCUGUGUAGAUGUGUCACCCAGCAGAGCUGCACUGGGGAUCAAGAGCUGCGGAUGGGGCAUGAACGACGGGGGAAACAAGAUUCAGGUGUACAGCCUGGAGACCAGCCAGUGCGAGCUGACCGUGGGGAACUCAGCGGGAGACUUCACCUGCGUCAACCUGAGAGACAGCCACCCUCAUCUGCUGGUGUGUGGGAACAAAGACAGGCGCGUGAGAGUGUUUGACUUGCGUACGGGCUCCUCAGUCGUCUCUUUAUAUGCCCAUCACAUGGGCGUGACCACCGUCCAGGCAGAUGAUUGGAAGAUCGUGAGCGGCGGUGGCGAGGGAUUGGUCAGUGUGUGGGAGAUGAGGAUAGGAGCCAAACUCUGGGAAAUGCACAACAGACACCCGGUUCGCCACAUACGGUUCAACACCAGCACCCUGGUGACGGCCAACGUCCCUGAUGAGAAGAACCCUCGCGGGGCUUGUAUCACAGACGAUGACCUCACCGCUCACCGCAGGUACAGAGGGCUGAUCUGUCACUAUGAUUUCUCUAUGGACUCGUCGACCCCGGAUCACGUUCUGCCCAUCUGCAGGUCCAACUACACGGAGUCCUCUGGAUACAACUAUAACAUAGGCUUGUCGAUGCCAUAUGACAUACUGAAAAGCCCUUAGGUUGGCUUUCAGGAUCAGUUGCAGUGGGAAGAUUGAUAUUGAAUUUGAUAUUUUAAAAUGAUCCGGGGUCAUAUUCCUUAAAACUAAUCAAUAAUACAAUCAAAAACAGUGUAAUUUCAAAGCUCUGUGUCUGGAUGGCCCAUUAAGAUGUAUGGACUAGAAUUGUGUACAUUUUUUUGCUCAUUUUAGUAUACAAUAUUAUAAUAUUAAAUCACCAUCUGAGAAGAUGAAAUACAAAUGAUACAAACUGAAGUUUUGGUGGAUUCAUAACUCUCUGCAGUCAGUAAUUCACCACACAAAGGUAGUAUGAUUUAUUUAUUUAUUUCAUA